UACAAAAGUUUUGCUCUCAUGGCUGGAUGUUGCUAGGUUACUCAGGGUCAGGUUUUCUGCCUCUAUCGCAGUUUUCGUCGCGGCCCCUUUUUUCUGAAAAGUCCAAAGGUCUUGGAGCUUAGUGGUUUUGUAGGAGCGCGGUGACUCCAAUUACACAAGUUUGACUUCCCCGGGAAACAGGUCGCAGGUCGCUGUGUUUCACCGAGACUUGUGUAGAAGUUGCCCAGCAGUUGGAGCAUGUCGGCCGCGCGGAUGCAGCUGCUGUCGGCCGGGAGCAGGCGGCUCCCCUGGCCGGCUCCGGCUCCGGCUCCCCGGCUCCGCGCACUCAUCUGUCCGCCUCUCUGCCUCUCUCCCCCCGCCAGAGCUCUGUCCAGUCUGAGUGCGACGCGGCGCGGACUCCCCAAGGAGAACAUGAGCGAGAACGGGGUGAACAACGGGGUGAACGGGCUGAUGUCCCGCACCAAGGUGCUGACCAUCGACACCAUGAACCCCGUGGUGAAGAAGGUGGAGUACGCCGUCCGGGGGCCCAUCGUGCAGCGAGCCGUGGAGCUGGAGAGGGAGCUCAGCGAGGGAAUGAAGAAGCCCUUUGUGGAGGUCAUCAAGGCCAACAUUGGUGACGCACAUGCCAUGGGUCAGCAGCCAAUCACCUUCUUCCGACAGGUCUUGGCUCUCUGCUCUUACCCCGAACUGCUGAGUGACAGCAUAUUCCCAGAGGAUGCUAAAAGUAGAGCCUGUCGCAUUCUGAAUUCCUGUGGAGGGAACAGUUUGGGUGCCUACAGUGCCAGUCAAGGCAUAGAGUCCGUGCGCCAGGAUGUGGCUCUUUACAUCGAGCGGCGGGACGGUGGUGUGCCCUGUGAUCCAGACAACAUUUACCUGACCACGGGGGCCAGCGACGGCAUUGUGACCAUGCUGAAGCUGUUGGUGUGUGGCGAGGGGACGAUGCAGACCGGCGUCAUGAUCUCCAUCCCUCAGUACCCGCUGUACUCGGCUGCGCUGGCUGAACUGGGUUUAGUGCAGAUCAACUAUUACCUGAACGAAGACAAGUGUUGGAGUCUGGACACCAAUGAGCUGCAGCGUGCCCUGGAUGAAGCCAGACGCUACUGCAACCCUCGAGCCCUGUGCAUCAUCAACCCCGGAAACCCCACUGGUCAGGUCCAGAGCAAACAGUGCAUCGAGGAUGUGAUCCGAUUUGCUGCAAAGGAGCGUCUCUUCCUCAUGGCUGAUGAGGUUUACCAAGAUAACGUGUAUGCCGAAGGCUGCCAGUUCCACUCGUUUAAGAAGGUUCUGUUUGAGAUGGGGCCGGAGUACUCGGAAACAGUGGAACUAGCAUCUUUCCACUCCACCUCUAAGUGUUACAUGGGAGAGUGUGGCUUCCGUGGCGGGUAUAUGGAGAUCAUAAACCUGGACAACGAGGUGAAAGCUCAGUUGAGCAAGCUGCUGUCAGUCCGUCUGUGUCCUCCUGUUCCUGGACAGGCUUUGAUGGACCUGGUGGUCAAUCCUCCACAGCCUGGAGAACCUUCCUAUGAGCUCUUUAUCAAGGAGCGCACAGCCACAUUAAGUGCCUUAGCAGAGAAGGCCAAACUUACAGAGCAGGUUCUCAAUACCGUGGAUGGCAUCAGCUGCAAUCCUGUUCAGGGUGCCAUGUAUUCCUUUCCUUGCAUAACCAUCCCUGAAAAGGCUAUUAAAGAGGCCACGGAAAAGGGACAGCAGCCAGAUAUGUUUUACUGUAUGAAGAUGUUGGAGGAGACUGGAAUCUGCCUCGUACCUGGGAGUGGGUUUGGCCAGAAGGAUGGAAGCUACCACUUCAGAAUGACCAUCUUGCCACCAGUAGAAAAGCUGAAGAUUCUGCUGAACAACGUCAAGGAGUUCCACCGGAAAUUCACCGAGCAGUAUUCUUAAAUUCCCACAACCGUCUCUCCCACCACUCACACGAGAGGGAUCUUGCCAACCAAAACAAAAAUGUACAAACCAAUCAGUUUAUCUUUUCCUAAGAUGUGCCUUUUCUAUAGCGGCUCUGGUAGUCUCUGUGGCGAUGCAUUUUGUCCUCUGUUGCUGUCACACUUGGACGUUACACGGGGACGUUACUCUCAAGGCACUGUUCUGAGUCGCACCACAAACUGGAAAUAAAAACCAGUCAGUUUUGGUGCGCACAAUACACCAUAUAUUGCCAAUAUUAUUUCUUGUUUUUUUUUAAAUAUGUAUAUACUUUAGGUCUGUGAAUUUGUGAGAUAGAUCAACUGUUUAUAUCAAGCUAACAGAAGGCGGUACGAGUAAAGAAGACGUAACUCAUGAGCCGAGUACGUGCAUAACUGGCUGAUGUACUUCAUUCCUGCAGAAUGUCCUUUAUAGGGAGGAUGUAAUGAAUGUCCCACUUGCAUGAUGAUUCAGGAGGAACUAUUUCUAGUUAUAAUACAUGUAAUGACUUAUGUUUUAUCUCAUUGCUUUGAGAUUUUUUUUGUUCUUUUUUUCAACUUCAAAGUAGUUUUUUUUCCAGUGAUAGCACUAUUUUUUAAUUUCUUUUUCUGUUUCUAGUUAAUUAACAUAAUUUUGCUUGAAUUAAUUUAUUUAGUAAUAAAUUCCAUUAGGAAAAACUCAAUUGAAAAUGUAACAACUUUUUUCGUUCUUACAUAAAAUGUUCACUUCUGUUUUUAUUGUACGGUCUAAAAGGCUGAAGGGGAACGAUUCCAGCUGUUAGUGGUUGGACAUGACUGCUAGGUUAAAUCAGAAAUAAGAUUGGGUAAUGUUUGAAAGAACAGUAACACAUUUGUCUUUUUCAGUUAAGGAAAUGUAAUCACCACUUACCCCUGCUUCACGAUACGUAGAAGUGUUUUACUGUUUAAGCCUAAAAUGAACUUGUUGGAUAUGACGAUUGUGUAUACUUUAACAACCUUGCUUGAUUUAAUCUCUGUAACAAAUGUUAGUCGGACACUAAAAUGACUAAAAUUCUAAAUUUUCUCAUAUUUAAAAAGUAGUUUCAUCCAAAAAUAAGACAAAUAUUUCUAACUAAUAAAGUUCAGUUCAAUAACACUAUAUUAAUGCUUAAGUGAUAUGACUGUAUUAUAAUUGUUGAAGGUUCUAACUGGAGAGAAUGGUUUCCGGUUCCAUAUUGGGUUGAUUUAAAGAUGCUCUGUCAUUUAAUCACAAAACUGCAUCAUCCCAUUUCUGGUAACAUCUCCAGUGGACACUGAAAGAGGCUGGUCUGCAUGGAUGCUGAGCAAAGAGGCUGAUCGGCUAUGGAUUCUGCUAUGCAGCCACGAAAAGGGGCUACUUCCUCCAAUAGUUCAGAAAUGAAAAAAGGCACCUGAUGAACUUUCUAAAUUGCCGCUGAUCACUUUUGGAGACGGUUGAAAUAUGCAUUUGCAUUAAAGGACUCCUGAAAAUGUACAAAAGCUUGAAUGCAGAGCAGUGAAACUUUAGAAAAGUAAAAGAUUCCAGGUGGCCACAAGAAAUUUAAAGCCUGUCAGUGAUGAUUUUUCACCUGUUAUUUGUGAAGCCUGCUAAUAAUUUUACCAGAUUCAAUUUUCCAUCUGUAUUUUUUCACUGUAUGAAAGCCUGUUUUUAGUUUUCCAUUCAAUGAAUGUGCACAUUUGAUUGAAAACUGAAUUUGUGAUUUUGCAUCCAACUCUGAAGACACUUCUUUGUGCUUAUAGUUCAAGGUUAAGAGCCUCGAGCAGCGUUUCCCAGGCCUGGCCCUCGGAGAACUGUCCUGCAUGUUUUAGACGUCUCCUAGCAUCAACACACCUGAUUGAAAUUAAUGGUCAUCAUCAGCUUGACAUCAAGGUCUGCACAAGUCUCUUGAUGACAGUCAUUUGUAUCGUUGUGCUGAAGGAGGAAACAGUAUGUCCCGAGUACCAGAGUUGGGGAACGCUGCCCUGGAGGUCGCCGCUAGUGACACAUGGUUCAGAAUCCAAGUAAAGAUGUGCCAAAUGUAAAAACAUUUGUAGGUCUGUGACAGCAAAUAAACACUUUGCAACUGA
Messenger RNA from Cololabis saira (Pacific saury), 3977 nucleotides. RefSeq names its product glutamic--pyruvic transaminase (gene gpt). The transcript is spliced from 11 exons. The coding region runs from base 238 to 1899 and encodes 553 amino acids. The record is from RefSeq and is a predicted model, not a curated record. Gene Ontology annotation, molecular function: pyridoxal phosphate binding; L-alanine:2-oxoglutarate transaminase activity. Lineage: Eukaryota; Metazoa; Chordata; Actinopteri; Beloniformes; Belonidae. Gene Ontology annotation, biological process: biosynthetic process.